AAACGUGGAGCUCCGCUUUCAUGCCGUCGAUAACCGAGGAGCACAAACACUGUAACUGGAAUCUGGAGAAGCGGACAGAUAGAUUGCACCACCACCACCACCUCCUGGUACCAUCCAACUACAGCUGUACAACUGGGACUUACUGUAGGUACCUUGCUCCCGCGGCAAUGCAAUACCCCGGUAUUGUCGACUGUACCUAGGUAUGCUGCUGUCGAUCGACUCCUGUACAUAAAGUCCGCACGGUACGGUACCCCGCGGUCUCAUUUCUAUUUCCGGUGCUUGCAUUUGGCUUGUUGGGGGAUCACGACAACAAACACCAGACGAGUACCAGGAGUAACAUUUAUCUAGCUUCACAACUGACGGAUAGUUAUCUAUAUAUCUCAGCCAGCCGCAAUCUCUGUCCGUUUCUUCUUUUUUUUUUCUUCUGUUACUCAGAAUCACUGGAAAAGAAGAUGGCACCAGCAACCGAGAUCUGCUUCCUACCCCUCCAAGAGGGGAGCUAUUCCGACGACGCCAGCAGUGGCGUCGACCCCAAGUUCAAAAAGAUGUUCGACACCAUCCUGGCUCAGGAGGGUUGUCAGCGUCUGUACUGGGGCCGACAGGUGGAACACCCGUCCAUCCUCACUUUGUUCAUCGACUGGGAUAGCGUUGAACACCACGAAAAGUUCAUUGCCUGUGGAACAUAUAAACCAUUCACCGACGAAGUUGGCGCCUUCUUGACCGGUCCACCCCGGUUCUAUCAUGUCAAUUUCGACCCUCAACCGCCAACCCGGGCGCUGGCCGAUGGCGGUCCAUUUGCAACCGAGUUCAUCACCAUCUAUUUUCCCACCGACUAUUCGGCCGACGACCAGAAGGUUUUCGAGGCCAGCUUGAAUAAGCUGGUUGAUGUUGCCCGCAAGCACUCCCCGGGCUUCAAGACCUCGGCUGGCGGUUGGGCUAUCGAGCAGCUCGAUUUGCCCGACGGUUCCUCAAAGGCAAAGGUCUUUGUCGCCCUUUUUGGCUGGGAGAGCGUCGAGGCACAUCAGAAGUUCCGAGAAACCCAGGCGUUCAAGGAUAACAUCCAUCUGUUGAGGGGCGCCAAGGAUCUCAAGGCCGUCUCGGUCUUCCAUGUACUUGCCAAGGAGGCGUCGAGGUCUUGACGGGACGUAAACUACCUUAGACUUUUACCGGUGCGCUUCGCGUGGAUAUUCUGAGGCGAGUGGUCUUCCAAGAGAUUGAAAGCUGGUGUUCAACGGAGUCAGAGGCCCGUUGGCUGAAGGGUAGCUGAUAAGUUCAUGGGACUCGGAGGUAUUGGUAGGCAGGGGUGUAUUGAGCCAAAAUGGAAACGCUGGUCCUGUCCAGCAAGUUAUGCCCGCAGGUGACAUAUUAUGUAGCCAAAUACACAAACGCAUUCCACGCUUGAGCGACGACAGCACGGUAAGCUGUCCAGGACUGCAAUACUAUAAUCAAUAUCUGGGCUGUACUGCAGCUGAGUGAGAGUUUAGUGAGUCGCGAGUGC
Messenger RNA from Exophiala dermatitidis NIH/UT8656, 1498 nucleotides. RefSeq lists its product as uncharacterized. Lineage: Eukaryota; Fungi; Ascomycota; Eurotiomycetes; Chaetothyriales; Herpotrichiellaceae. Bases 453 to 1139 code for a protein of 228 amino acids. The record is from RefSeq and is a predicted model, not a curated record. The transcript is spliced from 2 exons.